Molecule: messenger RNA, 648 nt
Organism: Plasmopara halstedii
Lineage: Eukaryota; Oomycota; Peronosporomycetes; Peronosporales; Peronosporaceae
Product: Protease inhibitor protein
Exons: 1
Coding region: 1-648 (215 amino acids)
Molecular function (GO): protein binding
Source: RefSeq, a predicted model, not a curated record
AUGAAGCUUUCUCUCACUUUCUCGUUUGCUGCUGUGACUGUCACGUCAUCUUGUGCUACUGCCUCUGUGGUCGACAAUCAUCACGAACACGCUAGUAUUCGUCACAAUACUUUGCCGUGUACUGACGCACUAUGCGAUGAUGGCUACCCUCCUGUGUGCGGUUUCGGCAGCAAAACUUACCCCAACGCGUGCAUCUAUCAGGCGACUAACUGCCGCACCAAUGUCACGAUGGCUUAUUCAGGGCCUUCUCGUGAUAACCAGCGGGUACACUUGUCAGCAUCGGCAACCUCAUUAAACGAGAAAUCGCCUUUAAUUUGCGACCAUACUCAUUCAGCUAACGAAGAACGGCAUACAUCUUUUCGUCCAGAGAUCCCAAGUUCGUUUAUCUUCAUAUCUCAUGAUUCUGAAAGGCAAAGAGUGUUGCAUUUAUUCAGCAAGGCUACCAGUAUUGAAGAUCUUUCUGAUAAUCUGGUACAUCCCUACAUCUUCCUCGAGGUGCUGUAUAGGCAAUUUCUCACCCGUGAUUUUGAAUCUCUUGGAGCUACGAGGUUUUUGGGUAUGAGAGCGAACAUCCUUGUUCGGAACACUUUGUUCAAACCACCGAAAAAGUCGAAAAGGUUGACAAAAGCAGGUAAAAAGGCUAAAUAA